CACUUACUCCUCAAAUCGCGCGCACCCGAAAACCUCGUUCCUUGUUUCUCUCUCUACUCUUUUCUCGCUACUCUGUGUCGCCCCCGAGAAAACAUUUGCUCUGCUAGUAAAAUCCCGGCGAGGUAAUCGGAAAACUCACCGUAAUUAUCCGCCGUAAUUUCCGAAGAAUCGAUUUAGGAGAGCUAAUUCGUCCUUUGAGCGUAGGAGCAUUGGAGUUAACCUUGUUGUUUAUAAUUUCAUCAUGUUUAAUUUAGUUUUCUCCUAAGCAAACCCAACACCGAGCAGCGACGAUUUGGCGAUGUUCGAGCUAAAUCAGGAGCGUUACGUCGGAGUUUGUAGCUUUGGAAUUGGAAUUUCUCUGUUCUGCUCUUUUCUCAGCUAUGUUUGAUUGGGACGACGAAGAGCUUUCAGAUAUUAUAUGGGGAGGGACUGGGGAAAGUGAUGAUCAUCUAGUUCCAUAUCCAGUUGAAACUGAUGGGAAACCUCAAACUUCAUAUGGGGAUUGUGUUAAUGAGGAAUGGGAUAAUGAAGCUUCAAAGGUUAAGCUUAUUGAUCAGAAGAAACUAGCGGCCAAAAGUGGCUCUUAUAUUAGGUCAGGAAGCAGCUCCAAACAUGCAUCAGCGGCUGAUGAAGCUCAUCCUGCACUGGAAUUCGCAUUUUCCAACUUUCAAAAGGACCCUACGAAAGCAGAUCAGGGUUUCUUCAGCAAAGAACCAUCUAACCACAUUGGAGAAAUUUCUGAACAUGAAGACGGGACAGUUCAACAAGGAACCAAUUCUAAGAUUUUUCAGAAGCAGCAAGAGGAUGGGGAGCAAAGUGACUUUAUUGAGUAUGACUGGAAUAGCAUCGGAAGUUUUGACGACCUUGAGAAUUUUUUUAGAAAUGACAUCUGCAGCAAUGACGAUCCAAUAAUUGGAUAUGCAAACCUUCCUAAUACUGAAGAACUAUGGUCAUCUUCCAAGGAUCCAAUGGAAAGUCCAGAGAAGUCUAUUGCCAUGUCUGUUGAGUCUCCAAAUUUGGGGUUAGGAGAACUGAGAAGCACCUUAGGGAACUUUGAGAAUGAAGAAGAAUACUUGCUAGAUCAAUACCAAACGUUCUACCAUGCAUAUGAUAAAGUGAAAAAUAUCACACAAGAUGCUUCACAGGCUCUACAUACAUAUGAGACUGACAAAAUAAUUCCUUUCCUCAAGGAAAAGAGAGCUUCAGAUACAGGAGGUGAAGCUCCGGCAUUCCAUUUGCAGCUUGAUACUGGAAUUGAUGCAAUACCUAAACAACUGGCAGGGAAGGAGAACAGUCAAAAAGCACCAUUGGAAGGACGAAAUAAAUCAGAAGAGCACGGGCAUAUCAGUCAACCACAGGGUCUGUGCGAAUCAUGGUCACCCUCCAUGAGCCAACUCAAUGACCAAUGCAUAUUGGCGAACCAGCAAUAUCCAAGCGUUUUCCUUUCUCAGUCAAACCAUCUUCAGAGUCCUCUAUCUUUGCAGUACAAUCAAUACCCAGGACCCCCCAUCUUAGUUUCUCCCGUGGUUGGGGAUUUCACUAAUCAGUAUCCAGUGUCCACUUUGACACAGCCCCAUGUGAGUCCCAGUGCAAAAAGAAUGCCGAUGACUCCGCAGGAGAAGAUUGAAAAAUUAAGGAGGCGACAACAGAUGAGAGCAAUGCUUGCAACUCAACGGCAGCAGCAAAUUGGCAAUCAAGUCUUAUCCACGGACCAUUAUAUGGGAGUUGAAGACAAUAUGUGCACUAUCCCCUCCAUUGUUGACCCAAACUCACCUUUAGAACAAAACGAUCCUAGUACAGCUGGGAUUUCCUUUGAAGAUCAAUCCAUGGAACAAUCAGUGCUUAACCGGCUUCAAGACAUAGUCUCAAAGCUGGAUAUACGAAUUCGGCUCUGCAUCCGAGACAGCUUGUUUCGACUGGCUCAAAGUGCAGCACAAAGACAGCACAUUAUUAACGACACAAGCAGCACAAACAAAGGCAUCCAUGAAUCGGUUCCCAACCAGGACGAGAUAAACAGUAGCAACAGUAAUUACAGGAUUGCUAGGUUGCCUAACGUAGAGAAAGAAACUAAUCCAAUAGACCGAAUCGUUGCUCAUUUGCUCUUCCAUCAACCCACGGUAGUCUUGUCAACAAGAGUUGCAGAAAUGCCCGAGUCACAACUUCUAGAUAAGCUCUAUAAUGAGAGCAAUGCAACUUUUCAAUUGAGCUUGCCAAGGAGGAACCUACCUCAUAGUCGUGGCGAAAGUCAUCUUGUUAUAUCUCCUCAGAGUUUAAAAGCUCCUAGCUCUUAUACUGAGGGGGAGCAAGCUCAAAUCAACCCUUGCUUCGAGACUUAUUCCGAGAAUAUACUAAACCAUGAACCUGCAGGUGGCGUAGUGGUGGUCGACCCCCUCUAAAGGAGUCAAAUGAUAUUUCUGGAAUUAUAUAAUGGUAAUUCAAUCCUUUAUCAUUUAGGCCUUGUCAGCCAACUUGAUACACGGUAAAGAAAAUUGUAGAUUUAUAAUCAACUCCAUGUGAUUACUAAGGCCUGCCUAUAUGUAUUUUUUAGAAUUCUGAACUAACUCCCUCCUUGCUUGAAUAAUUGUGACUGUUUAGAGACAACAAAGUGAUCUCUAAUAAGUCACUUUAGAAGAUCAAUAAAGCAAUUUAUUUGCACUGUUUUCACAA
This is a messenger RNA of Cuscuta europaea, 2667 nucleotides long. Lineage: Eukaryota; Viridiplantae; Streptophyta; Magnoliopsida; Solanales; Convolvulaceae. The record is from the annotation of a GenBank genome assembly.